This is a messenger RNA of Brienomyrus brachyistius, 1496 nucleotides long. RefSeq lists its product as uncharacterized. The coding region runs from base 71 to 832 and encodes 253 amino acids. Lineage: Eukaryota; Metazoa; Chordata; Actinopteri; Osteoglossiformes; Mormyridae. The transcript is spliced from 2 exons. The record is from RefSeq and is a predicted model, not a curated record.
AUUUGAUGCCUCCGCACGUGGGAAGCUACUGGUUUGAAAGACGCGGCUUCACUUGUUUUUCUGCACCAAGAUGGCAAGAAUCAGACGAUUUGAGAAAGCUGUUUGCUGGAGCGACGACAGAUACUGGGCAACUUGGGACAAGUGGGGAGAGGUGAUUGACUGGGGAGAUGAGAAAGAGCUGUGCUCCCCAGCAGAAUCACCUUCUGACCAGGCUGACAGUUCCACUGAGUCACAUUCCCGAAGGCGAAUUGCCAAGGCAGUUAGCUGGACGGAUGAUGCUUAUUGGGCAGCCUGGGACAAGUGGGAAGAGAUCAUCUGCUGGGGUGAUGAAGAGGAGUGCUCCCAAGUAACUCCACCCACUAGCCAGCUUGGGAGGGAUAAGGGGAUAGAUGUACAUGGGUUGGAGGCUUUUGUGAUGAAUAACAGGACAAUCUCCAUAAAGCCUGUAGACAACCAUCGAGACAGUCUGGAGAUAGGAGCUGUGCUGAUAGACCUCUGCCAGUUUGAUCUCGAAUAUUUAGAUCAAAGUAAAUUUGAUUUUGAAAUUGUACAAGUACAAAUUGGAGAAGUCAAAGUGGAGGAGACUAGAGAAAAAGCAUUUGAAUUGGAAAUUGUGGAUGUGGCAGUAGAAGUUAUAAACAGUGAAAUCCAGCUGAAUGCUAUAAAUUUGGAUAUUGUUGAAACUAAGGUGGACAAAUUAUUAUUGGAAGAACUGAUCGUUGGCGAUUUAGAAGCAGGCAAUGUGAAGGUGUCAGUGUCAAAUGGCAAUGUGGUGAAGAUACCCUUAAGGUACCCUUCACCACAGAGGAACAGAAGGACCAGGCAACCUUAGACCAUACUCUCUGGUGGUUGACUCGUGGCAACUGGACUUGUCUCUGAAAGUUAGAAACGUUUCGCUGCUCAUCCAAGCAGCUUCUUCAGACUGAGGGAGGUAGUAAGUGUCCACAUAUUUAUCCUCCUGGGUAAGUAGUCUAAGGGGGCUCGUUGAGUGAAACAAAGUGGGGGGGGGGAGUUGCGGGUAGAUGUAACCAGUCCCUCCUACUCCAAUAGAGUGGGUCGUUAAGGGUGGUCCACCUGGUGGAGGUGUGAAUUGGGUCUGUUUUUUUCCUGGGAAUUAUUUUUGUUUUGGCAAAUGAUGAGGUUAAAUUGGAGACAGGUUGUGCCUAAUGCCUCUACCUCUGUUGAGUGAGGGGUUGUGCAUUUGCACAUGCAAAGCUGCUUGGACGAGCGGUGAAACGUUUCUACCUUUCAGAGAGGUACAAUGUCUUUGGAUGUCUUUUGUCUUGUGCAGUCUGGGAGUUGACUGAAUGCUGGGGCGGGGGUAGCUUUUCCUUUGUAGUGGGGUCCGGUGGGGCGCCUUGGGCUCUGUGGGGCCCGGUGGUGCUGCUGCCUUGGGCCCCGGUCUGGAUGGGCCUGGGCCCCCCUCCCUGGAUGGAUUUCGGGGAACGGGGAGUGCCUAUGGGGGUCAGCGGGGGAGCUGGCUCCGGGGGGGAGGU